AUGAUGACCAUGACCACGAUGUCUGAGGGAAUGGAGACGCAGGACACGUCCAAAUCCGCGUUCAUGGAGUUCGGACAACAAUCGCAUUCGCAGCAGAGUUCUCCCCCGAUGCCCGGUGCUCACUACCCGUCUUUACACUGCCUCCACACGGGCAACACGCACUCGCACACCCACCCCCAUCACCACCAGCAUCACCAGCAACAACAGCCACAGCCGCAGCAGCAGCAACAGCAGCCGCAGCAGCAAGAAAGCCCAGGUGGAUUCGGUUCCAACUCAUACCCACGCUCCAUCGCGUACCCGUAUGUGAGCACGCACCACAGCCCCUACCUACCGUCGUAUCACAGCAGCAGCGCGGGACAGACGCGGCUGGAUGGCGCAGAGCAGCAGAAGACCACAGUCAUAGAGAAUGGGGAGAUCCGCUUUAACGGGAAAGGCAAAAAGAUCCGGAAACCACGAACCAUCUACUCCAGCCUCCAACUCCAGGCGCUCAACCACCGUUUCCAGCAGACACAGUACCUGGCCCUUCCCGAGCGUGCCGAGCUGGCUGCGUCUCUGGGCCUCACACAGACCCAGGUGAAGAUCUGGUUCCAGAACAAGCGGUCAAAGUUCAAGAAGCUCCUGAAGCAAGGCGGCAACCCCCACGAGAGUGAGGCCCUGGGUGGCUCGGCCAUGGCCCUGUCUCCGCGGUCACCCUCCAUCGCCCCUCCUCUCUGGGACGUCUCUGCAGUUACCUCCAAAGCAAUACCCGCUAACUCCUACAUGACGGGCUACUCGCACUGGUACGCCUCCCCUCAUCACGACUCCAUGCAGAGCCGCACUAAUGAUGCGGCUGCAGCGGAGGAGCAGACUGAAGCCGAGGACAUGGACUCACCUCUCCCGCUCCGCGCUCCGGACAGCCUCGCCAUCUCACCCUCAAUUAUCCCGCGUAUUGACAAACUCCUCGCUCCUCUAACGCCAGAGCUCCCCGGGAUCGAUGCGGAACAAAGCGGCAGCUGCACUCGCGUUCAAUACCAAGGAGAUAUUUGGGACAAUUUGUGGGUUUUUAUCCAAAAGAGUGAGGAGCUUUCACGCGAGGGAUAUUAUCUGAAAUUGCACCGCGCUGAAAAGCCUCAUGCAGCUGUCAUGUUGCUGAGGAGGCCCCCACACACGCAGGCAGGCAGGGGCCCGAGUGAAGCAACGCCCGCCGGGGAGAGGGGCUUCCUGAGCCGGUCUCAGAGAGUGCUUGGCCGCGUGGAAAGAACCAGAGAGCGCAAACAACUGGGGAAGCAUCCGAAAUCAUAA
This is a messenger RNA of Knipowitschia caucasica, 1281 nucleotides long. NCBI's taxonomy places the organism in Eukaryota, Metazoa, Chordata, Actinopteri, Gobiiformes, Gobiidae. The record is from the annotation of a GenBank genome assembly.